UCCCCAACAGAAGAAGACUGACUCUCGACAGUACUCUUUCCACAGCAACAGGAGAGGAUUCGCCUGCGACAAUGUUGUCAACUUCGAGGUUGUUCUCGCCAAUGGUUCCAUUGUCGACGCCAACGCGUACGAGAACUCUGGUCUCUGGAGAGCUCUCAAGGGGGGCUCGGGAAACUUUGGUUUCGUCACACGGAUUGACGUCGAGGUCGUCCGUUCGACCCAGAUAUGGGGCGGGAUCACAACCUACCACCUGAGCAAGACAGACGACGUGAUCGACGCUUACGUGAAUUUCGUCAACACCAUGGACGAAGACCCGGCCAGCCAGGCCAUCGUGACUCUGCUAUAUGGCCAGCAGGGGUUGAGUCUCGUCGCAGUAUUAACAAACAGUGACGCGAAAAGCACCGCGCCCGCUUUCCAAGAAUUUGCCAGCAUUGCCAACGUUUCAAGCACAGCUCGCAUCGGAUCUGUCGCAGAGAUGGUUCCUGAGUUCACCGGACCAACUCCCCUAGGACUCUACGCCAAUUGGAGGACCGGCAUGACCUCACACAGCGCCCUUAUCAUGGACUUUGUCCUUGGUAUCGUGCCUAAAUACACGGAGAGAAUGAAGCUCGCAGCUCCAGCCUCCGACUUCGAGCUUCUCACUCAAUUCCAGCCUGUGACCAAGUCGAUGGUGGCCCAUGGCGACGAACGAGGCGGCAACGUCCUCGGCCUUGGGAGGGUGGUCGCAGACGGCCCGGCUCUCAUGUGGCUCCUAGCACUCACGGUAGAUACCGCAGAGAACCAGGAGUUGAUCUGGCCUCUCUUACUCGAACUUGAGCGUGUUAUCAACGAGUUUGCUGAUGAUGAGAGACUUCAAAAGGACUGGGAGUUCCUAAACUACAGCGGCCUUGAUCAGACGCCAAUUUCGCACUAUGGCGAGGAAACAGUCCACUUCAUGAGGAAUGUUUCGUCGGAAUACGACCCAGGCAGAGUUUUCCAGGACCUUCGGAAGACGGGCUUUCGGAUCCCUGUUUGA
Molecule: messenger RNA, 1015 nt
Organism: Colletotrichum tamarilloi
Lineage: Eukaryota; Fungi; Ascomycota; Sordariomycetes; Glomerellales; Glomerellaceae
Product: FAD binding domain-containing protein
Exons: 3
Molecular function (GO): flavin adenine dinucleotide binding
Source: RefSeq, a predicted model, not a curated record